UGGUGAGGUGUGCGGCGGCGGGUGUCCUCCGCACAGCGCGGGGUCUGAGAACCAGGUGGCCAGAACCAUGACUGCCAAAGAUUAUCCAUCAUUGUGGGGCUUUGGAACAACAAAAACAUUUAAAAUUCCUGUUGAACAUUUGGAUUUCAAAUAUAUUGAAAAAUGUUCAGAUGUUAAACACUUGGAAAAAAUUCUUUGUGUGCUUAGGUCUGGUGAGGAAGGAUAUUAUCCUGAACUUACAGAAUUUUGUGAAAAGCGCCUUGGAAGCUUGGCUCCUGAAAGUAGAGCUUUAAGGAAAGAGAAACCUGCAGCGACAGCAUCUAGUUUUACAGCAGAAGAAUGGGAACAAAUUGAUGGUGAUAUAAAGAGUUGGGUAUCAGAAAUUAAAAAAGAAGAAAAUAACGUACAUUUUCAUGAAACUGAAACAUUUUCAGCAAUGGAAGACAAUCUGCCUCCAGUUCGUGGUUCAAACAGCCGUCUUCAUGUUAGUAAGGAAAAAUACUCUAAAAGUAAGCCAGCUAAAAAGAAAAUUCCAAGGGAUUAUGCAGAGUGGGAUAAAUUUGACGUGGAAAAGGAAUGUUCAAAAAUUGAUGAAGAUUACAAAGAAAAAACUAUAGUAAACAACAAGUCACAUUUGUCUAAAAUUGAGACGAGAAUAGACACAGCAGGUCUAACUGAGAAGGAAAAAGAUUUUCUUGCUACUCAUGAAAAGGAAAAAGGAAAUGAAGCUUUCAACUCAGGAGAUUAUGAAGAGGCUGUGACGUAUUAUACUAGGAGCAUAUCAGUGCUUCCCACCAUAGCGGCCUAUAACAAUCGCGCUCAAGCAGAAAUCAAACUACAGAACUGGAACAGUGCUUUUCAGGACUGUGGAAAGGUCUUGGAGUUAGAACCUGGAAACUUAAAGGCUCUUCUGCGCCGUGCCACUACAUAUAAACAUCAAAACAAGCUCCAGGAAGCUAUCGAAGAUUUGAGGAAAGUGCUAGAGGUUGAACCUGAUAAUGAGUUGGCCAAAAAAACCUUGUCAGAGGUUGAAAGAGAUCUGAAAAAUUCUGAACCUGCAUCUAAGACUCAAAUGAAAGGGAAAAGGAUGUUUAUUCAGGAGGUAGAAGACGCAGAAAAUGAAGAUGGAAAGGACAGUGGAAAAAACCCUGAAGAUGGCAGUGGAGAUAAGAAGGCCGCCGAGCCGACGGGAGCCGGGCGCGCCGCCGAGCCGGGCGCCAUGGGCAACAUCCAGAAGAAGCUGACCGGCAAAAGCGAGGGCGGCAAGCGGCCGGAGAGGGGCGCGCCGCGGCGGGGCCGGGCGCCCGGGGCCGGCGCGGACAAGCGGGGCCGCCCGCCCGCCCCCGCGACGCCGGGCAGCGCCAACGGGCACCCGGGCGGCGGGCGGGGCGCCGGGGACCCCGCCGCGGCCGCCGCGCUCCCCGGUUCCGGCGCGCCGCCGCCCGCCCCGGUCAGCCCCGCCGGCCUGAAGAGCCAGGGCAACGAGCUGUUCAAGAGCGGCCAGUUCGCCGAGGCGGCCCUCCGGUACUCGGCGGCGAUAGCGCAGCUGGAGCCUGCAGGAAGUGGAAGUGCAGAUGAUCUAAGUGUCUUAUAUUCAAAUAGAGCAGCGUGUUACCUGAAAGAAGGAAACUGCAGUGGAUGUAUUCAAGAUUGUAACAGGGCUCUGGAACUUCAUCCCUUCUCAAUCAAACCUCUUCUUCGACGAGCAAUGGCCUAUGAAACUUUAGAGCAGUAUCAGAAAGCUUAUGUGGAUUACAAAACAGUGUUGCAAAUAGACUGCGGAAUCCAGCUAGCAAAUGACAGUGUUAACAGAAUAACACGAAUUUUAAUGGAUCUGGAUGGACCACGCUGGCGGGAGAAGCUGUCACCCAUUCCUGCUGUGCCCACUGCCGCGCAACUGCGAGCUUGGCAGCCUGCAGCAGAGACCCCCCCAGACCAAGUGGGAGAUUCCUGCAGCCAUCACCAGCUGGGCGUCACAGAUGAAAAAAUGUUUAAAGCUCUUAAAGAAGAAGGAAAUCAAUGUGUUAAGGACAAAAACUAUAAAGAUGCCCUUAGUAAAUACAGUGAAUGCUUAAAGAUUAACAACAAGGAAUGUGCCAUUUAUACAAACAGAGCUCUCUGUUACUUGAAGCUGGGCCAGUUUGAAGAGGCAAAGCAGGACUGUGAUCAGGCGCUCCAGAUAGACAACAGGAAUGUGAAAGCAUGCUACAGACGAGCUCUUGCUCAUAAAGGACUCAAGAAUUAUCAGAAAAGUUUAAACGAUCUCAAUAAAGUUCUCCUGUUAGACUCAAGUAUUGUUGAGGCAAAGCUAGAACUGGAAGAGGUAACCAGAUCCCUUAAUAUUGAGGAUAAUACAGCGUCAUCCAGCAGAGAAAAAGAGAGAAGGAAAAUUGAGAUUCAAGAGGUGAAUGAAGGCCAUGAAGAGCCUGAAGGGACCUCAGAGGAGGUCUCCACUGACUGCCUGGCUUCUGAGAAGGGGCUCACAAGCAAUGGGCCACAAGAAUACUGUGAAAAACUACCGAUCACCAAGCCUAACAAUGCCUAUGAAUUUGGUCAGGUUAUAAACGCCAUCAGUAGUAGGAAAGAUCAAGAGGCUUGUGCGCACCUUUUAGCCAUCACUGAACCAAAAGAUAUGCCAAUGUUGUUGAGUAACAAACUUGAAGGGGAUACAUUUCUCCUCCUCAUUCAGUCUCUGAAAAAUAAUCUUAUUGAUAAAAAUCCCUCAUUGGUGUAUCAGCAUCUAUUACAUCUGAGUAAAGCAGAAAGGUUUAAGAUGAUGUUGACACUAAUUAGCAAGGGCCAAAAGGAGCAAAUUGAAGAGCUCUUUGACGACCUCACAGACACACCAAAUAAACAUUUUACUUUAGAAGAUGUACAGGCUCUAAAGAGGCAGUAUGAGCUUUAAAUCAAGAUGAUGGUUAGAUUUCUUCCAUGCAUGUAUAUGUUCCAGUAAUGCUAAUGAAAUGGUAUUCUAAUAGAGUUGCAUGGAUAAAACGUGGCUUAGAAAAGAUCCCUUGGUCUGGACUAUGAAAUAUUUUGCUUAUUUUUAUACAUAGAACAUGUAUAUUCUACAAUCUACUUUUUAUUAAUUGUAAAUAUUUUCUUAUGCACCAGAGCUAACAUCUUGAUAUUUAAUAAUAAGUAUAUUUGGAACUUGUUAAAAUGCAUUUUAAUUUAUAUUAUACAUUUACUUUUAAUAGCUCAGUUGUUAAAAAUUUGAGUUAAAUUACAUUUCUUUGGGUUAUGAAGGAGUCUUCUUAAGUUUGAUAGAAAUGUAUUUCUUUAACAUUCAUUUUUAAAAGUGAAAAUCAUUAACAAUGAUUACUAUAUCACCUUUAUUUCCUGCUAAGAUAUAUAUAAAUCUCAUUUUAUACUACUGUGGAUUACAUUCCACUAAGAUGAAAUGCAACACAUAAAUCUAUAAUAUGAAAUGAUUCUUAAAUAAAUUGUGAUUAUUAAUUUAGAACUAAAAGAGGAACUUAUUUUUUCUAAUGUGGAAGCAUUGCCUAAUAAUUAACAAAAAUUUCUACCACUUUUUACUAGAUUUUAAAAAGCUACUUUCUCUUAUAUAUUGCUUAUGUAAGCAGUAACAAAACCACCACUAUAUAAAAGCAAACUGAGGCUGCAUUUCUAUUUGAAUUGUCACCUCCACAUUUUUUUCAAACAUUUAAAUGUCUUCUCCCUUCCAGCUUUUUUCCCCGUGUAAGCAUGACCAUAUUUAUUCCCUUAAUGUAAAAGGGAAAGUGAAGACCUCUUAACACACUGAAAGCUCCUUGGCUAACUGAGUCCAAGGAAAGGUAUUUCUUACAAUAAAACAUUCUCUAUCACUGUA
Messenger RNA from Diceros bicornis minor, 3832 nucleotides. It is a transcript of the gene SPAG1, whose product is annotated as sperm associated antigen 1. Gene Ontology annotation, cellular component: mitochondrion; cytosol. The transcript is spliced from 19 exons. NCBI's taxonomy places the organism in Eukaryota, Metazoa, Chordata, Mammalia, Perissodactyla, Rhinocerotidae. The record is from RefSeq and is a predicted model, not a curated record. Gene Ontology annotation, molecular function: heat shock protein binding. The coding region runs from base 68 to 2905 and encodes 945 amino acids.